AGUGAUGAGGAUGCCUCCUUCUCUAAUGUUCAACCCAUCAUUCCUGCUGAUCUGAUGUCUGUCAAAGAGAUCCUGAACAUGAACAAUUUACCCCGCCACAGGACUUGGGAAGUUCUGCAAGAAACGAUGGCUGCAGAUGAAGAGUACCACAGAGAGAAGUGGACUCGCUUUGGUAAUGAGGCGGAGAGGACCGAGAUAGAUGUGAUAAGGAACCAGCAUCUGUUGCGCAAUCGUGUUGACAAAAUGGCGCUCCGCAGACAGGCAGAAAAUAAGAAGUCUGCCCAUAUGAACUACUUGGAGAGACUGAGUCAGAAAGCUCCAGAUUUCACCAUCCCUCUGAGAGCUCACACAGUCUGGGAGGGAAUGACUGUGAUACUGUCCUGCAGUGUACAGGGUUGUCCACCCCCAAAGAUUCAGUGGUACAAAGACGGUGAACCACUAAUAAUAUCUUCCCAACCAUGGAAUUACAGCCUCCAACAAAAUGUUGGCCUCAGUUUACUGGAGAUCAGAAGGUGCUUUCCAGCAGAUGCUGGAGAGUAUAAAGUGGUUGCCAAGAGCGCUCUGGGCGAAGCAACAACAUUUGGAACCUUAGUAGUAAACUCAUAUCAUGGAGCCAUGGCUGGUUCAGAGUGCUCGCAGACCACCGGCUUGCAGCAACAAAAAGAAGCCUGGUUUGACAUUUCCUUUCCACCUACCUGGGUAAAGGAGGGGAGUGGCCUCUCCCUGCAGUGUACCUUCACAUCAGACCUGCUUCCUUUCCAGCAGGACGUCCUCUGGUUCAGAGAUGGCAUACAGCUGCAGCAGUCCAGCAAUGUGGACAUUAAGACGUUUGACAAUAAAUCCAUCAUCACUAUGAUGGCUGUGUACAAGGAGCAUGAAGGUGUUUAUAGUGCCAGACUGAGGACCAGGGAUGGAACUGAGGAACACUUGGCUUUUGUCUACCUUAAAGAUGGGUCGGCUGCAGUACCAGGAGGUCCUGCAUCUCCUUUGGCAGUGGAGGUGUCCGAUGUCAACAAGGACUACGUCUUUCUGACCUGGCAGCCGCCCAGUGCUGAUGGAGGAUCACCUGUGGAGGGCUAUUAUGUGGAGAGGUGUGACCUCAGUCAGGGAGAGUGGGUGCGCUGCAAUGUGGACAUUCAGAAAAUAUGCCACUUUCCCGUGUUUGGCCUGAAGGAGGGGGCUCUAUACCAGUUCAGAGUUUGUGCUGUGAACAAAGCCGGGGUGGGACGUCCCUCCAAAGCCACAGAGCCUGUCCUCACUGCAGACCCUCUUGAACACACCAGGACAAUGGUGGUCCAAGUGGACAGAGGAAGGACCAUUACCAUUACAAAAGACGAACUGGAAGGUCAGGUCAAAGCUCCUUUUCCUCCCACAGACGUCCGCGCCUGCGAGCUGAGCGACACCUACGUGGUGCUGAGCUGGACCGAGCCUGAACCCCGAGGCAGGGAGCCGCUGACCUUCUACGUGGAGCGGUCCUUGGCAGGGAAAAACAGCUGGGAACUGGCCAGUCUGGACACGGUGGUGAACUCUCCCAGGUACCCAGUGUUUGAUCUGGUCAAAGACAAACAGUAUUGCUUCAGAGUUCGCUCCAUCAACAAGUAUGGUGUUAGCGACCCCUCCGACCCGAGCCCACCAAUUUCCCUUGGAAAGCCACAAGGUAGGAGAAGAUGA
This is a messenger RNA of Poecilia latipinna (sailfin molly), 1671 nucleotides long. Its product is annotated as myomesin-3-like. The transcript is spliced from 13 exons. The coding region runs from base 55 to 1671 and encodes 538 amino acids. Gene Ontology annotation, molecular function: protein binding. Gene Ontology annotation, biological process: sarcomere organization. NCBI's taxonomy places the organism in Eukaryota, Metazoa, Chordata, Actinopteri, Cyprinodontiformes, Poeciliidae. The record is from RefSeq and is a predicted model, not a curated record. Gene Ontology annotation, cellular component: M band.